Gymnodraco acuticeps is the source of this 2244-nucleotide messenger RNA. RefSeq names its product arachidonate 15-lipoxygenase B-like. Gene Ontology annotation, molecular function: oxidoreductase activity, acting on single donors with incorporation of molecular oxygen, incorporation of two atoms of oxygen; metal ion binding. Bases 735 to 1265 code for a protein of 176 amino acids. The record is from RefSeq and is a predicted model, not a curated record. NCBI's taxonomy places the organism in Eukaryota, Metazoa, Chordata, Actinopteri, Perciformes, Bathydraconidae. Gene Ontology annotation, biological process: lipid oxidation; linoleic acid metabolic process. The transcript has 6 exons.
CGCACAACUUCAAAGAGACUGUCUUAAUCAACACAUAGAUUAACAUCCAAGGCUUAUAACAUGCCGGUGCGAAAGAUCACACCUGCAUGUUAUAACACCUCAACCCUCACAUCAAAGGACAGACAUCUAAGGCUAAUUCGAUUAGACAACAAAGGCUCUACUGCCAGGGUGCAUCAAAGGACAGACAUCAGAGGCUAAUUAGAUUAGACAACAAAGGCUGUACUACAUGGGGACAUUUCACACCUACACGCUAUAACACAUCACCCCUCACAUGGGGGGUGUGACAGGAAGAGGUGACAGGCAGGGGUGCGAGGGGACGGGGUGCGAGACAGUCUCACACACAACUUCAAAGAGGCUGCCUUAAUUAACACCUAGAUUAACAUCAGAGGCUUAUAACAUGCCGGUGCGAUAUCACACCUGCCUGUUAUAACACCUCAACCCUCACAUCAAAGGACAGACAUCAAAGGCUAAUUAGAUUAGACAACAAAGGUGCUACUACAGGGGGGGGGGGGGGGGGUCAUUGCACACCUACAUGUGAAAACACCUCGAUUUAGCUUAUUAGCAUAAUUGGGGGCGGGCCCACCUGUCACUUUUUAUGCAUACUAAUGUGAUGGAAGCGGGAUGAAUAUAACUACUUGCAUCCACUCUACAAGGUAAGUGAGAAUAUUGAAAUUACUUUAGUUUUUUUCCAAAGCUGUUUGUGUUUAUGUUUAAGUGUUUGCGAAUGCUACAUAAUGUUAUGGAAGUGUCCAGAUUCUGACAAUGUUAAAAUAACAUUUUCCUUCUUUCCCUCAGCUCCUCACACUCGCUACACUCUGCAGAUCAACUACUUAGCUCGACUUCUUCUCAUAUCUCCAAGUGGAGUUUUCACACAGUUUGCAUCAUCUGGUGGCAAGGCUAUGAUCACAAUCCUGAAGAGAUCCUUGUCCUCAAUGACCUACAGGUCUCUCUGCAUGUCGGAAGACAUUGCUGAGCGUGGGAUGGAGGAUGUGCCGAACUACUACUACAGGGAUGACGGACUCAUGCUUUGGGAUAUCAUUCAGAGGUUUGUGAAAGGAGUGCUUGGUCACUACUACAAGAGUGAUGCUGAGGUCAGCCAGGACUCUGAACUCCAACAGUGGAUUCAAGACAUUUUUGAACAUGGAUUCCUCUCCCAGGCAAACAUGAAUCCCUCAAAGGCUUUAAUCCGUGGCAGAGUUGGUCAAGUUUGUCACCAUGGGGAUUUUCACUGGACAGCACUCGGCUGUGAACUGUGGACAGUUUGACUAUAGUGGCUGGAUGCCCAACAAUCCCAUCUCCCUUCAACUUCCUCCUCCAUCCACAAAGGGGAAAACAAGCGAGGCCACGAUGCUGAACACAUUCCCUGAUGUCAACACAACAGUCCAGGGCAUGUCCACCAUGUGGCUGCUCAGCAAGCAGUCCUCUGACUUCGUCUGUCUCGGCCUCUACUCAGAGGAGCAUUUCUGUGAGGAAGUUCCCUGCAAGCUGAUAAGCAACUUUCAAGGGGAACUUGAAAUAUUAAGCAGUGAUCAAAACCAGAAACAAGAGCCUGGAGGUCCCAUACACUUACAUGGACCCUGCUUUGGUGGAAAAUAGUGUGGCCAUUUGAAUGUUGCAGUGAAAGAAGGUGUGGGCCUCUCCCUCAAUCCGACAUUGGAUAGUUUCCUGAUCUCUUUCUCGCUAUAGGGUUGGUAUCCUCAUGAGGGAAUCUUUAUUAGCCGCAUUAGUCUUCUACAUUUUUUACUGAUGAUUUUUCAGUGUCUUGGUAAUUUGAUUGCUUAUUUUAAAACUCAUUUAAAAAUCUACUGAUGGCAACUUUACCACUGGGCAAACUCAAUACAUUUCAAACAUUUGCAUGCAGAACACAACUCAGAGAUUUGCUAAUUAAAUACUGCUGUGUUAGCUGAGAGCAAAUGUACAAAUCUAAGCAUUUUAGCAUCAGUUCUGCUUGCUCAGUCGAGUUACAUAAACAGAAAAUGGACCAAACGAUAUAUUCAGGAACAAAAUAUACUGAUCUCAAACAAUCGUGCAGUGACUAAAUGUAACUCUGCCUGCAACAGAUUAGUCUUGUCUUUGUAUAUUUGUUGUUUAUUCCAUUGAUGUUUUGUUGCUGGUGAUUUGUUGCUUAUUGUAUACAGUAUGUUGUUGCUAAUUUAUUGUUUCUAGGAUAUUAUAUAAUUCUGUACUCACACCUGUACUAUCUUGCAAUGAGUCGCUUGUCAAUAAUAAAACCAGAUCUAAAUG